Messenger RNA from Drosophila serrata, 2451 nucleotides. RefSeq names its product Pigment-dispersing factor receptor (gene Pdfr). Gene Ontology annotation, biological process: cell surface receptor signaling pathway; adenylate cyclase-modulating G protein-coupled receptor signaling pathway. Gene Ontology annotation, molecular function: G protein-coupled peptide receptor activity. Gene Ontology annotation, cellular component: plasma membrane. Lineage: Eukaryota; Metazoa; Arthropoda; Insecta; Diptera; Drosophilidae. The record is from RefSeq and is a predicted model, not a curated record.
UUCCUUGGCGAUAUGACACUACUAUCGAGCAUUCUCGACUCGGGCGGCGGCAUUUCCGCUCAACGCUUCACUCGCCUGCUGCGCCAGUCCAGCACAUCCUCAUCCUCGUCCUCAUCCUCAUCCGCAUCCGCAUCCGGAUCUAUGCUGGAGCCCACAUCCUCGCAGCUGCCCAUAAACGAUGUCCUUGGCGGCGGACGUAUUCCGUUUCUGCAUGACAAUGGAACGGGCGAAUCACUACCCCUGCCAGAUGCCGAUGCACUGGAUCCCAAUUUCGUCCUCGAUGGGGUCACCAGUGUGGCCAAAAUGGCCCUGGAGGCGACAGUGAAGGAAGUGCUACGCGAUCCAGAUCCGGAACAGAUAUUGGCCAAUGCCAAUGCCACCGCACCAUGGAAUAUAACGUUGGCAUCGGCGGCAGCCACCAAUUAUGAGAACUGUUCGGCGUUAUUUGCCAAUUACACCCUGCCACAGACAGGCCUUUACUGCAACUGGACUUGGGACACAUUGCUCUGCUGGCCACCAACUCCGGCCGGUGUCCUGGCCAGGAUGAAUUGUCCUGGCGGCUAUCAUGGCGUGGAUACGCGCAAGUUUGCCAAUCGAAAAUGCGAACUGGAUGGCCGGUGGGGGAGCAGGCCAAAUGCCACGGAAACGAAUGCCACCGGCUGGACGGACUAUGGGCCAUGUUACAAGCCGGAGGUCAUCCGGUUGAUGCAGCAGAUGGGCAGCCGUGAGGAUUUGGAUCUUUACAUAGAGAUAGCCAGGAGGACGAGGACCCUGGAGAUAGUUGGUCUCUGCCUAUCACUCUUCGCCCUGAUCGUCUCCCUGCUGAUCUUUUGCACAUUUCGUUCGUUGCGAAAUAAUCGCACCAAGAUCCAUAAGAAUCUAUUCGUUGCCAUGGUGCUGCAGGUCAUCAUCCGGCUGACCUUGUAUCUGGAUCAGUUCCGAAGGGGCAGCAAGGAGGCGGCCACCAAUACCAGUCUAUCGGUGAUUGAAAAUACGCCCUAUUUGUGUGAGGCAUCGUAUGUCCUAUUGGAAUACGCUCGCACCGCCAUGUUCAUGUGGAUGUUCAUCGAGGGCCUCUAUUUGCACAAUAUGGUAACGGUGGCCGUUUUCCAAGGAAGUUUUCCAUUGAAAUUCUUCUCACGUCUGGGCUGGUGUGUUCCCAUACUGAUGACCACUGUGUGGGCCCGGUGUACAGUGAUCUACAUGGACACAUCCUUGGGAGAUUGUCUUUGGAACUAUAAUCUCACGCCAUACUAUUGGAUACUCGAGGGACCGCGUCUGGCCGUGAUACUGCUCAACUUCUGUUUCCUGGUGAACAUCAUACGAGUGCUGGUGAUGAAGUUGAGGCAGUCUCAGGCCAGUGAUAUCGAGCAGACACGAAAGGCUGUGAGGGCAGCGAUAGUCCUGCUGCCACUUUUAGGCAUCACCAACAUCCUGCAUCAGGUGGCACCUCUCAAGACGGCCACGAAUUUUGCCGUAUGGUCAUAUUCCACGUACUUUCUCACCUCGUUUCAGGGCUUUUUCAUAGCUCUCAUCUAUUGUUUUUUAAAUGGCGAGGUUCGCGCUGUUCUCCUCAAGAGUCUGGCCACUCAGCUCUCUGUACGUGGUCAUCCGGAAUGGGCCCCCAAGAGGGCCUCCAUGUACUCGGGUGCCUAUAAUACCGCCCCCGACACGGAUGCAGUGCAGCAGCAUCAGCAAACAGGCGAGAAUCCAGCCACUGGAAAGAGAAUAUCACCUCCAAAUAAAAGGCUAAAUGGACGAAAGGCCAGCAGUGCCAGCAUUGUGUUGAUCCAUGAGCCACAGCAGCGGCAGCGACUGAUUCCGCGGCUCCAAAGCAAGGCGCGGGAAAAGGACAAGAGCCUGGAUAAGGAUCGUGGGAAAAGGAUACAAUUGCAGCAAUCGCAAGCGGAAGCAAUGGUUGCAGAUCCCACAACAAUAACAACGGCUAAUCGCAUCCGGAGCAAAGAUGAUGAUGGAGGCAACGGUGGUGGAGGCGGAGGAGGAGGAAGCGGCUCCAAGUGGAUGAUGGGCAUCUGCUUCCGGGGUCAAAAGGACAAAUGUGUGAUGGCCGGUGGUCAAAAGCCGCAGCAGAUAUUUAUGACGUCACAAUUGCCGCCGACGUCAACGCUGGCAGCAAUAGCAACAACAACAAUAACUACAACAACAGGAAGUGCAACAAGUGCAACCGCAACCGCAGCAGCUAAAGCAACCACAACAAUAGCAACAAUAACAAAUUCAAAAGCCAAGGCCAAGGCCAAGGCCAUCGCUAAGAAUAAUGCCAAGCCCAAAGCUUAAAGCACUUUGAUUUCCAAUCUCAGAAUAUAGAUCGAUCUAUAUAACUCUCAGAUAUUGAGAUUGAGAUAGAGAGAGAGACGCCUAGCUUAGCAUUCAUGGGUGCAACUGUACUAAACUAAACUGAAGCUGAAAGUGUGCCCAUUAUUUUUUUUUAUA